Molecule: messenger RNA, 3017 nt
Organism: Rhopilema esculentum
Lineage: Eukaryota; Metazoa; Cnidaria; Scyphozoa; Rhizostomeae; Rhizostomatidae
Product: biogenesis of lysosome-related organelles complex 1 subunit 1
Biological process (GO): endosomal transport
Cellular component (GO): BLOC-1 complex
Source: RefSeq, a predicted model, not a curated record
UCAACACCAAACAGAGGCUGGUAGAGACAGUGGCAAUGACAGAAACGCUUAUUUGUUAUUGAGCUUCAGUUUUGUUUUGGUUUGUUAAUAAAAUGUUGACGAGAGCAUUCAAGGAGCACCAAUCAAGACAAACUGCUGCUAAAGAUGUGCAAGAGGUGAGGAAAAAGGAGGCAAUAGCAGCUGUGACUGACUUUUCCCAAAGAUUUGUCGAGGUUCUGAAUUCUGAUGUAGAAAGUGCCUACAAUAACCAACGACAGUUAGAGGCUGAAGCAAAGCAAUUACAAAAUAAUGUUUCUCGAUUAACAAAACAAACACAACAAUGGAUUUCUAUGAUAGACAAUUUUAAUCACACACUCAAAGAGCUUGGAGAUGUUGAAAACUGGGCAAGAGCGAUUGAGACUGACAUGAUUGCCAUUGCCAGUGCACUAGAAUAUGCAUAUAAAGGUGAUGGACCAACGUGAUUGCCACUGGUCAAAGAAAGGAUUUCCAAGAUUUUUGAUAUAUAUUCAACAUGUGCAAAGUAGCAAAUAAUUUAAAUUAUCCAACUAAAUCAAAUGUAGCAAAUGUAGGUUACAUUUCAAUAAAACUACACCACUUUUGAAUCGUUUUUCCAGAUUUUCUGUUCUUUAUUUUCUCCAUCUUUGAAAUAAGUGAUGUAUAGCAUUUAAGGCUUCUUAAUUACUUUGUUUGGGCAAUGGGAUGCGAUACCAACUCAGUGGCUUUUCUUUCAGUCUCUUUACAUUCUUGUAUUCAAGAUAUAUAGGUUGCUGUUUUCAAUCCAGUGUUAAAAACUGAACAGAAACCAAGGAAAUUGACAGAGAAACUGUACCUUGUUCUUCUAUAAUGGUGUUGAGCUUAAUUGGUUAGUAAAGUUCCAGGAAGUAAUUAUAGAAUUGAACCGCAACCAUUUGAAAUAAUCGGAAUUGAAGAUAGCUGAAUAGACCUUACUGUCCGUGGAAUUAUAGAAUAUUGGAUAUCAUUGGGGUUAUUCAUAAAAAAUUAUCUUUACUGUUUGUUCACACUCCCUUUCACAAUGAUAUGGUAAUCAUAGAAUUUGAAACUAAUUUGUAACACCACUUCUAUAACCCAUAAGUGAACUUUGAUUUCCUGCUUCUUUAUACACAUUUUUGAAUUUAAGGGUGUAGAACCUUUGCGAUAUGGCAAUAACAGAUUGCCCUUUGCGAUAUUUUGGAUGCCAUGUUUCAUUUGGGUACAUGUGAAUGCAUUCACAUGUGCUUGCACCCCUAAUAUUUCAAAGACUGCUUUCUCACGAAAGUAAUUCAUCUUCAUGGUUAGCAAAACAAUUCUACAAAAGGUAUGUUUAUAAUGAGCUGUUAAAUUUUGUUUUUUUGUGUCAAUAAACAUGUUAAAACAAAUGUUCAUAAACUAGAGUUGAUUUUGCUUUGUGUUAUACUAUGUGAGCAUUUUCUCAUUGAAUUUUUAAAUAGAUUUUCUCUUCAACUUUCCAUAUGCCAUUCCAAACGCUUUACUCUAGUUCAGCAUUUGGUUCACUCUUUUCCAAAACAACAGGCCAUGGCACUCACUUUCUUAGUAAUGUUUGAAGUUUUAGAAAUAGCAUGUUAAUAAACAUAAAUUUAACCUAAGUUCCAGAAUGUAAUCUUUUGAUCAAUAUUGAAAUGUUGGGGCAUUCACCUUUUAAAUUCUUAUCCUUUUCUGCAUAAUUUGCCAUGGCAACCAUUAGAAUUUUUAUAAUUUACUACUUGAGAAUUGAAACUUUAUUUUGCACACCAAAGUAUAAUUUCUAUUAUAUGUAUAAUUGCUUCACCAGUAUAAUUUCACUCUGCUGAAAUCUUAACGCAAUGAUAUUCAAUUGCAAUCUUUUGUUGAGAUGUGGUUAAUUCAGUUAACAUAUUUCUAGGUAUUUCAAUAUGCUAACUUGUAUUGUCUAUGUCAACUGCUUGGAUCAAAAAAGGGUACUAGAAAUGUGUUUAUCAAUGAAACAUUCAUUUCUCAAAUUUACUGUUUUGCGUGAAUGAUCGAAAGCUUUGUGCAGUUGGGUGCAAAAGGUGCUGAUGCGAUUGCGAUUGAUUGCUCACAUCAAAUGAAAGGGCCUCAGUCUUAAAGGCUCCCAACAAUUGGCAUGCUUUGCAGUAGCUGUUAUUUUAUAUUAAACAAAAUGGGCUUUAUAUUUUACUUUGAUGCAGUACAACAGAGUUCUCUAUCACAAAAAAACUAUUUUUCAAAUUUGCACCACAUAACAUAAAAGAACACCAUGAAAUACUCUUCCAUAUAUGCAGAAAGAAUCAGUUAAAUUUGUCAAAAAUUGGGUGAGGUAUGGCCAAUAGAAGAUUUGAAGUUUGCUAACGGAUUACUGUUAUUUUGGCUCAGUCCAUAAAGUUAUGAACUGAGACCAAAUUACAGAGGUUUGAAUUGAUGGGGCCAGAGCUUGUGCUCAUCUGGUCAUAUCUCAGCCAACUCGUAAUACCUUUAACUGAUUUUGCAGAUUUAGAGGUAUUUCCUGAUGCUCUUUCAGGUUAUGGGAACAAAUUUCAAAAAUUCUAAAAUAUAUUUCUGUAACAUCAUCACUUGACAACUCUAUAUUAUAUUGUACUUUAAUGCAGUACAAUAUUAGGCCGCUGUUGAAAAUGUAGUUUCAAAGCAUGCCAGUUGCCAAUGAGCCUUUAAAUGCUAAGAGAGCUUCCUUUUUUCCUCUGAUAUAUUUUGUUCGAAUAUUUGGUUGGCUUAUCUUAGUAUUUUCUGAAAUGUCCAAUUGAAAACUAUUGGCUUAAUAAAACACAAAUAAAACAUAUUAGAACAUAUUGUGAUCAAAUCUAAGAUCUAUAUAUAUAGAAAUAUAAAGUAUAAACUACUUAGUGGUCUUGGUCAUGUUUUUUUUAGAAAAUAACAUCUUCAUUGCGCAACAACAUACAUAGUCCUUGUGAUCAAAAGCUUUGAUACUUCUAAUGAUACUUUUUAUUAUUUGGAAGUACCAUUAUUGACAAAAACAUGUGAAAAUACUAGAUAUAAAAUAAGUAAAAUGCUUCAGCACUUUCUAA